This is a messenger RNA of Oncorhynchus tshawytscha (Chinook salmon), 3269 nucleotides long. RefSeq lists its product as uncharacterized. Gene Ontology annotation, cellular component: cell surface. The record is from RefSeq and is a predicted model, not a curated record. Gene Ontology annotation, biological process: cell-matrix adhesion. NCBI's taxonomy places the organism in Eukaryota, Metazoa, Chordata, Actinopteri, Salmoniformes, Salmonidae.
ACAUGUUUUAUUUUCCCCCUCACAGGUUGCAUUGUAUACAGUGGAGAGUGCAAUGUCACCCCAGUUAAUGAGACAAAGGUUUGUGCGGGUGUCAACAGCACUGCUCUACAGGGUCGCCUUGACAACGGGCAGAUCAGCGGAGUCCUCUGUGAUUUCGGCGUCGAUGUUUACGCUUGUGGCUCGCUGUCUAUGUUGACAUCGGAAAACUUGGUGAGCCUGUUGAAGUGUAAGCUGUCUGGUAACACCAGCCACUCAGCACAGAUCUGGAAGCUGUUCUUCUCUAAGGUCUCGGUGGUCCUGAACUCAGCCCUGGAUCUCUUCUCCAACACCACACUAGACCCCAGCUCUCCAGCAGUGUCCCAGGCCCUGGAUGCUAUACGAGAGGUAAGGCUAGACAGCUUCAGCCUGGCUAGUCUCAGAGAUGAGAAAAUCAUCAACCUCUGGUUCAACACCAGACUGCGUCCCUUCCUACCUGCCGUCUCCACUGACUUCCUGUCCUGCCUCGGCACCAAGAACUUCAGCUGCUCCACCUACCAGACCACCGUUCAGAUCCUGAGCAGCCACCACUCAGCCAUGGACCAGUCCAGACAGAUAUCAGUCUAUACUACCUUCAUAGAGGUCUUUCUUUCCAGGAACAACACAGCAGACCCCAGCUGUAGCUCUGACACCCUGAACAGUGGAGACUGGCUGCUGAAGAACUUCAGAGGAUUCUCUGCCUUCGCCUCCUUCAAGGACAUGCAGAGACUACUGGCCACCUUCUCUGUGACGGAGGCCCUGCCCCAGCUCACAGUGAGACAGUUGGCAGAGGUGUCCUCUAGUCCAGACCAGCUCAGCUCUGCUGCAGACGUCACCAUGCUGAUGAACUACGUACCCAACAGCCUCUUCACUGACUUCUUCACUGACUUCUCUCUGGCCAUCACCGGUCAAGAGUCUAAGUUCCCGGUGGUGGUGCGUUCAGCCAUGCUCCAGCAGGUGUUUGAACGCGGGAACCUAUCAGACCGCUCUGUUAGCGACCAGGAAGUACUCACCUGGCUUCAGAGCAGGCUCCGCCCACUGCUGAUCAACCUGUCCCCGCUCCACGUCGCCCCCCUCUUCAGUGUGGUCGCAACGAGGAACUGCAACAUUGGACAGCAGCUGGUGGAGGUGCUGAACUCCACCCUCCCUACACUUCAGGACAACACACAGAGAAACGUCUACGAUCAAAUCACCCUCUCCCUCCAAGGCUCUUCCCCACUCCGUUGCUAUGGCACAAACUACAACCACAGUUUCUAUGGUUACCUGGAGAGUUCCUUCCUGGGUUUCGGCUUCCCCAACCUGACCACCUUCCUCUCCCUCAUACCCCAUAGCCAGAUGGAACAGCUGGUGAACUCUCUGCCUGUCUCUGACCUGGGUCGUUUCCUGCGCCGCCCCAAUGUUGUCGACGACGACACAAAACUCUGCCAGCUCUACAGCAACUACGCCAAGACCCCACUGUUCCUGGGGACUGAGAGUAUCCCUGAGUCAGUGAGGCGUCCCACACUGCCGUGUGUCUGGCCCCAGGCUCUCAGCAGCAGUCAGAGGUCAGAGGUCAACGCCUGGUUUGACCUGAGGCUGAAGAACUACCUGCCCUUCCUCACCAGGAGCCUGGUGACCUCCGCCGCUGUCCAGACCGCCCCUUGUCUGGCCUUCCAGAAACUCGUCUCAAUUCUGGGGAGUUAUAACUACAGCGCUGCCGACUUUGUGGAGAGAGAUGUGUACAGGGAGACCAUCAGGACGUAUCUCACCUCAGCGUCGGUUCCUAAGUGUUACAACGCCAGUGAUCCAGAGCUCAACUCAACUGCCUGGUUUGCUGAGAACAUCGGACUCUUCGUCACUUAUCUCACCUUGGAAGACCUCAACACCUUCGGAUCAGCGCAGGUGUUGCAGGUGUUCACAGUGAACCUGGUGAACAUAGGUCUACUGAACUCCACUAGCCUGCCCCAGAACCUCACUGACUACUACACAUCACUGGUCUACCUACAGGACAGCAACUUCAACCCUCUGUUUCUUCCUCUGUUGUUUCGAUGUGUGGCCCCAGGGCCAGCCUUCAGACAGCUGGACGCUGAGCAGAGCCUGAUCCUUCUACACAACCUGACUACACUGUGUAGAGACCUGGACCCACAGGUGUCUGCAGCUCUAGCAGCUAACAUGGGAGACAACAUAAACAGCAACACCAUCGCUGCCCUCGGCAGAGAGAGUACAGGUCUAUCUGAGGGUCAGAUCACCAUGGCACCCGCCAGCGUUCUGUGGGAUUCCUUGAGCAUUCUGAGCACUGUGAUUGGCUGGAACCAGGGCCAGGCCAUGGCCAUCAUCCAAUCACUGAUGCUGUCAGGAGCCGUGAAGAUCAACAGCGCAUCCACCUUGACAGCGCUGGGUUCCCUGGUGACCGGUGUUCCCUCGGCAACCUUAGGCAGCAUCAACGGCACGGAACUCCUCUACGCGUCCCAGGAUCCCACAUUCAUAACAUACAUGCAGACCGCCCCGACGAUCUUAAUCCAGACUUUCGUCACUCAGUUGAUCACAGUGAACCCUAACCCAGACAGUAUUCUCCAGAACGUCCCAGACAGCAUGUCUACUGAGAUCCCCAGGUCCCUGCUGCAGGGCUUCUCUCAGAGCAGUGUGGUGGUGGAGAAACUGAACCAGAAGACGUGGAGACACGAACAGGCUGUGUUGUUCUUUGACACAGUGGCUCUAGGAAUUGACAACUCCGACAAUAUGUCAUCCAGCGUGCUCCAGGGCUUCACCUGCACCAGAGUGGCCAGUAUGACCACAACCAAGAUCAAGAAACUGGUCAAGGCCUGCAGGAGGAAGGGCAAGAACAGGGUCGCACUGAGAGAGACUCAGUUGACCUGCAUGUACAACUACAUCAAGGAAGAGUCAAAUGUCACCAGCUACAACCUGUACCCUCCUGACAUGCUGCUUUACUACGACUACAGUAAGGUUCCUCGGGACACCUGUAAGGACUACUUCAGUGAGCUGGGAGACGCAGACUUCUCCGUGUUCUCCGACGCGCUCAGCUUCAAACGCACAGCCCUGGUUAACAACGUCAAGACCUGCCUGGGUAUCAGCGGCACGGUUCUGAGCAGUGACAACCUGCAGGUCCUAGGCAACAUGGUGUGUGUUCUGGACGGUUCCUACAUCCAGAACUCUGACCAGCUCAUCCUGCAGAAACUACAAAACUGUAAUGACCUCACCGACGAACAGGUGGCUGCCAUAGAAACGCUGUUAACGUCUGGGAAAACACAGUACGG